Molecule: messenger RNA, 989 nt
Organism: Cuscuta campestris
Lineage: Eukaryota; Viridiplantae; Streptophyta; Magnoliopsida; Solanales; Convolvulaceae
Source: the annotation of a GenBank genome assembly
GAGAAAAGGGCGAGAAAGGUUUCCGGCCGGAGAAAUGCCCAUCGCCGGUGUUUGCUGGCAAGUGGAGGUGCACCGACCACGAAAUAAAAAAGAGGGCAAUGUAUGCUACACGCCGAGCUGCAUCACAUCUCCUGAAUGGUCAACCUUAGACCUUAAUAUUCUCAAUUUCUACAAAGCAGAGAGGAUGGAUGGUGACCAGGAGCAACGACUAGCGAGGAGGAUUUUGUGGUGCUAAUUGACAUCUUCGUCUUGCUUGAUUCAUAGGGUGUAUUCGUCUAUUAAUGCAGGCGGCUAGGUAAUGGAUCGAGGUGGUCUAGCAUUUCCAGGGGGUUCCGAUAAGGGGGCUGGGCUGCCCCGGCGAGGAUAAUAAGUCCGGGGUUGGUACUUCAAUAUCAAAUUUGUAUUAUCAUCACUUGACAGGUAAAAACAAAUGAGUGGAUGAGCAGCAUGGUAGUCAGUGAUGCUUCGCGACAUGGAUGGCUUGCGAGUUUUACAGGUUGGGGUGUUAUAUGCAGGGUUGUUGGAAUAGGCUCCAUCAGGUUGAAGACUCAUAAUGGUACACUUUGCACCUCGAGUGAAGUUAGGCAUAAUCCUUUUUUGACAAAGAAUCUCAUAUCUUUGGCUCAUCUUGACCGUAAGGGUUUCAAUUUCCAAGGGUUCUAAUUUGGCCGAUUCCAUUGUCGUUGCACCAUUUGAGAUUCAUAGAGGUAAUGAAAGUCUUGAUGUAAACGAAGAGGUUCCAUCUGCGGAGAUUGAGACUAUUGAUCACCUAGAAGAAGUAUCUGUUUCUGCGCCUAGUGACGUGAUCAGCGCCCCGAGAGGGUGCGAUUUGGCUUCAGGUCUAGGUUAGCUUUAUUUGUUUUGUUCAUUCUAUGAAGAGUCAACUCUAGGUAUAGUUUGAUUCCAUUGGUCUUUCAGCUUGAGUUAUCGGUUGCAAGCAUGAGGGGAAUCUAUUCUGAACUCAAGUAAAAUAAUUUGUUUCUGUUCCU